AUAGGUUAUGGCAGUGAUCAGGAUACUGGUAUGGAAUAUGGGGUGAUCAGGAUGCUGGUAUGGCGUAUGGGGUGAUCUGGAUGCUGGUAUGGGGUUAUGGCAGUGAUCAGGAUACUGGUAUGGAAUAUGGGGUGAUCAGGAUGCUGGUAUGGGUUAUGGCAGUGAUCAGGAUACUGGUAUGGCGUAUGGGGGUGAUCAGGAUGCUGGUAUGGGGUAUAGUGGUGAUCAGGGCAUAGUGUAUGGCGUUGAUCAGGGUGCUGGUAUGGCAUAUGGUGGUGAUCAGGGUGUUGGUAUGG
This is a messenger RNA of Staurois parvus, 296 nucleotides long. The record is from the annotation of a GenBank genome assembly. Lineage: Eukaryota; Metazoa; Chordata; Amphibia; Anura; Ranidae.